AUGCUUGGCUUGGUGUGGUUGGUCAUCAUCCCACAAACGGUUAAUGCCUUUGACGUACUGCUCAACGAAGCGCACGUGGAUGCAGCCCAUAGAACAGUGGAAAUUGAGGGCGUGUCGCAGAAGUCUUGGAACGGAAUAAUCGGCAUUCUUUGUGCAGAGGUAUAA
This is a messenger RNA of Fusarium poae, 165 nucleotides long. RefSeq lists its product as uncharacterized. Lineage: Eukaryota; Fungi; Ascomycota; Sordariomycetes; Hypocreales; Nectriaceae. The record is from RefSeq and is a predicted model, not a curated record. Bases 1 to 165 code for a protein of 54 amino acids. The transcript is spliced from 2 exons.